This is a messenger RNA of Hydra vulgaris (swiftwater hydra), 1074 nucleotides long. Its product is annotated as holocytochrome c-type synthase. Lineage: Eukaryota; Metazoa; Cnidaria; Hydrozoa; Anthoathecata; Hydridae. Gene Ontology annotation, molecular function: holocytochrome-c synthase activity. Gene Ontology annotation, biological process: cytochrome c-heme linkage. The record is from RefSeq and is a predicted model, not a curated record. Gene Ontology annotation, cellular component: mitochondrion.
UUAUAUUUUUUGUUCCUUAGAAAUCAACUAAAAAAGUAGUUCUUAUUUUAAAAGCAGUAUGGGUAAUACUUCCGCAACCCCAGAAAUUACUUCAGCUGUUGGUUCUACUGCAUUAUCACCUCCAUCAGGAUGUCCAAUGCAUGAGACGAAUGUUCAGUCUUCUGCAUGUCCUAUGAAUAAUUCUAAUAGUGAAGCAGACAAAAUUAAUCCUUUGAAUAUGAUGCCUCCAGCUAAUCAACAGCCAUCUCCUGGUCAACCAUUCCAGUUGAGCACACAUAGAGAAGUAUCUUCAAUACCAAAAGGUGGUGUUGAAAACCCAGAAAAAUGGGUUUAUCCAUCUCAACAAAUGUUCUGGAAUGCUAUGCUUAGAAAAGGAUGGCGAUGGGAAAAAGAUGAUUUAUCCCCAGAAGAUAUGGCAAAUAUCAUUCGUAUGCAUAAUGCUAAUAAUGAAAGAGCAUGGCAAGAAGUUUUAAAAUGGGAAUCAUUUAAUGGAGAAUGUAAUGAACCAAAGCUUUUAAAAUUUGGAGGAAAAGCUAAAGAAUACUCUCCUAGGGCACGAAUUAGAGCUUUACUUGGAUAUGAUCUUCCAUUUGAUCGUCAUGAUUGGAUAGUAGAUCGUAAUGGAAAACAAGUUCGAUACAUUAUUGAUUAUUAUGAUAUAGGAGAUGAAAAUGGGUACAAAACUGGUGACUUUGUGGAACUAGAUGUUCGUCCUGCAUUCGACUCUUUUAGUGCUGUUGUUGAUCGUUCUAGGGCUGCAAGUCUAAGGUGGGCAGCAGAGGCUAUGGCCUGGUGGAAUCAAAGACACAAAUCUCCUGAAGUAAAAUAAAUUUUCUAACCUCUUAAUUUAAAACGUUAGUAAAAAUGGUGGUCCUUACAUUUGUAUCAAUAUUCUGAAAUGUACAUUACAUUAAAAAAUUCUGUUACAUUUUUUUUGCUUAACUCAGAAUUUUUUUAAAAUGUUGUCAGUAAUAUUGUGCAUAGUUAUUAUUUCAUGUUCAUGUUGAUAUGAAUUUAUACUAUUGAGAUAAAUUAUUUUUUACGAGAACUAUAAAAUACAAACAUCUAAUUAUA